AUAUAUAUAUGUAUGUAUGUUAGAAGGGAAAGGUAGAGAAGGUUUGUUGUUUGUUGGUGAAUUUUAGAGGCGAGAAGAGCAGCAGAGCGUGGGAAGAAUAUGAAAAACAAAAAGCGAGUGAAGGUGAAACCUUGAAUUUGGAAUCCAUAUUUUGACCCCAAUUCCUUCCCCCACAGUUCUCUAUCGGCGAGUGAGUUUCAAACCCUAAUUUCCCAAUCGAAGAACCACUCGCGCAAUCCCUCCACUCGCUCUUUCUUCGUUCUCUGCCCGCCUGCCUUCUUCACCUUCUUCCCUCCUCGGAUCAUUCCCAUGAAAAACAUAAACAUUCUUCUUCUUCUUCAGGAUUACGAAAAUGACCAACAGGGGAAUUCAGUCAAAGCAACGUUUUGUAAAUUAUGCUAUGAUGAAAAGGAAUGAAUCAUGCGGCAGCAUCUAGGUGAAAUGUGAAGACUGUACCUUUUUUGUGCUGAAAAAAUGGUUGACGUUGUGGCUGAAAUGCAAGAUACAGAAGGUGCGAUUGUUAGUUUACCUAAAAAGGACAUCCUUUUUGAAGGGGAUGUAGAUUUUGAGCCACACACUGGAAUUGAAUUCGAAUCCCAUGAAGCCGCAUACACAUUUUAUCAAGAAUAUGCCAAAUCAAUGGGAUUCACCACCUCAAUCAAGAAUAGUCGACGCUCAAAGAAAUCAAAAGAAUUUAUUGAUGCAAAGUUUGCUUGUUCAAGAUAUGGAGUCACUCCUGAAUCUGAGAGUGGAAAUAGCCGAAGGCCAAGUGUGAAAAAGACUGACUGUAAAGCCAGCAUGCAUGUGAAGAGAAGGCCAGAUGGAAGAUGGAUUAUUCAUGAAUUCAUAAAAGAUCAUAAUCAUGAGCUUUUACCUGCUCUUGCAUAUCAUUUUCGUAUUCAUAGGAAUGUAAAGCUGGCAGAGAAGAAUAACAUUGACAUUUUGCAUGCUGUUAGUGAAAGAACGCGAAGGAUGUAUGUUGAGAUGUCGAAACAAUGUGGUGGGUACAGAAAUUUCAGUUUCCCUCAGAUCGAAUCGACUUAUCAGUUUGACAAAGGCCGGUAUUUAGCUCUUGAUGAGGGGGAUGCCCAAAUAUUGCUUGAAUACUUUAAACGCAUCCAAAAGGAGAAUUCCUACUUUUUCUAUGCUAUAGACUUGAAUGAAGAGCAGCGCUUGAGAAACUUGUUUUGGGUUGAUGCCAAAAGUAGAAAUGACUACCCUAGUUUCUCUGAUGUUGUUUCUUUUGAUAUCUCAUACAUUAAAACCAAUGAUAAACUUCCCUUUGCUCCUUUUGUUGGGGCAAAUCAUCAUGCACAGCCAAUGGUGCUUGGUUGUGCACUGGCUGCAGAUUGGACUAAACCAACAUUUGCAUGGUUGCUGAAGACAUGGCUUAGAGCAAUGGGUGGGAAAGCUCCCAAAGUUAUUAUUACCGAUCAAGACAAAGCCUUGAAAUUAGCAAUUGAAGAAGUGUUCCCAAAUACCCGCCAUUGCUUUGCUCUUUGGCAUAUAUUCGAAAAGAUACCUGAAACUCUUGCUCAUGUAAUCAAACGACAUGAAAACUUCUUGGCAAAAUUUAAUAAGUGCAUUUUUAAGUCGUGGUCAGACGAGCAGUUUGAUAUGAGAUGGUGGAAGAUGGUUACUAGAUUUGAACUUCAAGAUGAUGAAUGGAUUCAAUCAUUAUAUGAUGAUCGUAGAAAAUGGGUGCCAACUUAUAUGGAGGAUAUCUUCUUGGCUGGAAUGUCAACUGCUCAACGUUCUGAUAGUAUGAAUGCUUUCUUUGACAAAUACAUUCACAAGAAAAUUACGCUGAAAGAGUUUUUGAGACAGUAUGGAAUCAUUCUGCAAAACAGGUAUGAAGAGGAAGUAAUAGCAGAUUUUGAUACAUUGCAUAAACAGCCAGCCUUAAAAUCUCCUUCUCCCUGGGAGAAACAAAUGUCUACAAUUUACACACACACAAUAUUUAAGAAAUUCCAAGUUGAGGUUUUGGGUGUAGUUGGUUGUCGUAUGAGAAAAGAAAUUGAAGAUGGUACCGUUACUACAUUCAGAGUCCAAGACUGUGAGAAAGAUGAGCAUUUUCUAGUAAGGUGGCAUAAAUUGAACUCUGAAGUGUCUUGUUUCUGCCGUUUGUUUGAAUAUAAAGGUUUUCUUUGUAGACACGCAUUGAUCGUGUUACAAAUGCUUGAUUUUCGGAGCAUCCCUUCUCAAUAUAUUUUAAAGAGGUGGACAAAAGAUGCAAAGAGUAGGCAACUAGUUACUGAAGAAACAGAAUUUAGACAGAAUAGAGUGCAACGUUACAAUGAUUUAUGUAAAAAGGCAAUUGAAUUGAGUGAAGAAGGAUCACAUUCUGAGGAGUGUUAUAAUAUUGCCAUCCGCACAUUAGUAGAAGCUCUAAAGAACUGUGUUAAUAUUAACAACUCCAAAAGUGCUCCAGCAGAAUCUAGCGUUCAUGCCCAUGGUCUACGUGAGGAAGAGGAAAAUCAAGGAAGCAUAACUACUAAAGCAAACAAGAAGAAGAGUACAAACAGAAAACGAAAGGUACAAACUGAAACAGAUAUGAUACUUGUUGAAGCACAAGACAACUUGCAGCCAAUGGAUGGUCUAACCUCGGAUAGUAUGAACCUGAGUGGAUAUUAUGGAACCCAACAGAAUGUUCAAGGAUUGGUACAGUUGAACUUGAUGGAACCACCCCAUGAUGCGUCGUACUACGUCAGCCAACAAAGCAUUCAAGGGCUGGGACAGUUAAAUACAAUUGCAGCCAAUCAUGAUGGAUUUUUCGGGGUGCAGCAUAAUAGCAUUCAUACACUGGUGGAUUAUCGGCCAACGAAUAGUUAUAGCUAUAGUUUACAGGAGGAGCAACAUUUGAGAUCUGCGCAGCUUCACGGCAGUACUUCAAGACAUACUUGAAGAAACAGGCAGCUUUCCAUGAUCAGAUAUAGAAAAACAGUUCCCAUGAAAGAGGUAGAGAAACAAUUUGAGCUGUAUAGCUGUAGCAGAAACCUGUUGUAACUUGUAAGAAGCAGGAAGUAUGUUGUAACUUGUAAUAAGGCAAGUUCUGCUUGUGUAUAUCACAUUUUACUUGUUAAAGCAAUAUCGAUACUAGUCUCACAAAAGUGAUUCUGUUUUGAAA
Cucumis melo (muskmelon) is the source of this 3127-nucleotide messenger RNA. Its product is annotated as protein FAR-RED IMPAIRED RESPONSE 1. NCBI's taxonomy places the organism in Eukaryota, Viridiplantae, Streptophyta, Magnoliopsida, Cucurbitales, Cucurbitaceae. The transcript is spliced from 9 exons. Gene Ontology annotation, molecular function: zinc ion binding. Gene Ontology annotation, biological process: regulation of DNA-templated transcription. The record is from RefSeq and is a predicted model, not a curated record. Bases 475 to 2904 code for a protein of 809 amino acids.